This is a messenger RNA of Capsicum annuum, 1022 nucleotides long. RefSeq lists its product as uncharacterized. The transcript is spliced from 3 exons. NCBI's taxonomy places the organism in Eukaryota, Viridiplantae, Streptophyta, Magnoliopsida, Solanales, Solanaceae. The record is from RefSeq and is a predicted model, not a curated record. Bases 480 to 818 code for a protein of 112 amino acids.
GGCGUUGGUUUUUUCUCAGAGAAAUGAAAGCGUGGAAUUGGAAGUGUGCUGAAGGUAAGAAAAGGAGAAUUAGGACAAGGGUAAAACUGAAAUAACUUAUAAUUGCAAGGGAUAGGAUAGUAAUUUUGUUAGUUAACUUAAAAUUCUAAAAAAAUAAACAUCUAUUAAACUACUUAUUGAUUUUGAUAUUAAAAAAAAAUUAAAAUCAACUUAUUUUAAGCAACUUAAAAUUUUGUCAAACACCAAUACAAGCAAAAAAGUGCUUAUAAGUUGGUAAAAAUCAUUUUGAUCAACUUAUAAGCACUCCCAAACACCCUCUAAAUCAUAAAGUAUAUGCAAAUUUUAUAGACAAAAAAGUUUAUUUUAAAUAAAUCUCAGCCUGAAAAAAGCCCAAACCAAUAUAAAGAAAGAAGAAGAAAAAAUAAUGAUAAGAAACCAUAGAGAAUCGUACUAUUAUUCCAUAAUUCAAAAUAUCAUCAAUGGUGGAGGGGUAUGUGUGGGCAAUAGCCGCUGGAUUCAACGCUGCUCUUGCUGCCAUCUCUGCUAAAUUCUUCUCCUCACAGCUCAUUAAAUGUGGCUGUGUCAUAUUAUUCAAUGUCACUAUGUGGGGAUGCUACGUAAACAGCCUUAAAGCUCUUUCAUCUCUACAAGCUACUGUGACAAACUUUGCAACCAACUUUUUAUCAUCUGGAUUGGCUGGAUUUUUGCUUUUCAGGGAGCCGCUACCAAUCCAGUGGUUUGCAGGUGCCUCACUUAUUGUGCUUGGAGUCAUCGUUUUGAGCAAGUCAAGCAUAGUGAAGAAAACUCAUACAAGUUAGAUGGAGCCUUUCUGGAUUUAGUUUCCAUUUCAACUCAUACAAGUUUGAAGGUGUGAGCCAAAUAUCAGAUGUAGAUUUUAAUGGCCUUAACAUGAACUACAGUGGAAGUUGUGGCUCAAAAUGAGCUUAUAUUGCAUUAUUGCGACUAUGUUGAUAAUUUUUGCUCCCUUGGUGAAUCAAAAUCAUCAUGAUCUUAGCGUUGGA